Molecule: messenger RNA, 1167 nt
Organism: Phanerochaete carnosa HHB-10118-sp
Lineage: Eukaryota; Fungi; Basidiomycota; Agaricomycetes; Polyporales; Phanerochaetaceae
Exons: 8
Coding region: 91-1047 (318 amino acids)
Molecular function (GO): oxidoreductase activity
Source: RefSeq, a predicted model, not a curated record
AAUCCACAGGUCGUGGACGGCGUAUUUAUACGCGAGGUCGGCCACAGGUAGAGCGCCAUCCACUACAUAUCGUGCCACCAGCCUCCUAGAAUGGCUGCGAACGUGCCGCAAUUCACGUUGAACAACGGCAUCGAGAUGCCCGGAGUCGGCAAAGGAUGCUGGCUUGGGAUCGAGGGAGACCGUACGACUACGAGGGCGAUGUGCCUGAACGCGCUCAAAGUCGGAUAUCGUCACCUGGAUACUGUAAGCGGCUGUUCAUGUAACGAGAGCUCUGUCGGUGAAGCCAUCCGAGAGUCCGGCAUCCCCCGCAGCGAAGUCUUCAUGACCACAAAGCUUGGACAUUACCACAACGUCCGCCAGUCAUUCGAACACUCGUUGGAGGCGCUUGGCAUCGGGUACAUUGACCUCUACCUCAUGCAUUGGCCGCAAACAAACGAGCACAAGACCGAGCCGUGGAACCCGGGCCGGGCGCUAUCUUUCGGCGAGCACCCCAACUUUGUCGACGCCUGGAGGGCGAUGGAGGCGCUCCUCGCCACCGGCAAAGUGCGCGCGAUCGGCGUCUCGAACUUUUCGAUCCAGAACCUCGACGUCCUGCUCCGGCACGCGUCCGUCGUCCCGGCGUGCAACCAGGUCGAGGCGCACCCGUGUCUCCCGCACGCCGCGCUCAAGGCGUACUGCGAGGCGCGGAGGAUCCUGUUGACGGCCUACGCCCCGCUAGGCCAGGGCAACCCGCUGUACUUCAGUGACCCCGACGUCGCGCGGAUCGCCGCCCGCCACGGCGCCACGCCCGCGCAGGUCGCGCUCAGCUGGCUCGUGCAGCGCGGCACGCCACCCGUCGUGAAGAGCGCGAACGUCGAGCGGAUGCAGGCGAACAUCAGCCUCGUGCCGCUCGCGCCCGAGGAGAUGCGCGCGGUCGACGGCGUGCACGCGAAGCCGGGGAUGCACAGGUCGCUGCUCGACUACCAUGCCCCCGACGGGACGGUGUUCGGGUGGACGUACGAGCAGCUCGGGUGGGCGUUCGAGGUCGGAGGCGUGGUCAAGGCUUGAGUAGAUGGCGGGGCUGCGCUAAAUGCGUGUCGGAAGCGGACGCGCCUCGCUUGUGUUUUGCUGUAUAGAGAAGAUAUCUACUCGGGAUAUGCCAUCAGCAUUUGUCGUCAUCCUCUCCUC